Hemibagrus wyckioides is the source of this 4110-nucleotide messenger RNA. Its product is annotated as guanine nucleotide-binding protein G(s) subunit alpha-like. Gene Ontology annotation, molecular function: mu-type opioid receptor binding; corticotropin-releasing hormone receptor 1 binding; beta-2 adrenergic receptor binding. NCBI's taxonomy places the organism in Eukaryota, Metazoa, Chordata, Actinopteri, Siluriformes, Bagridae. Gene Ontology annotation, cellular component: heterotrimeric G-protein complex. The record is from RefSeq and is a predicted model, not a curated record. The coding region runs from base 1280 to 2419 and encodes 379 amino acids. Gene Ontology annotation, biological process: adenylate cyclase-activating dopamine receptor signaling pathway; sensory perception of chemical stimulus. The transcript has 12 exons.
CGGUUCCCAGGGUUCCGUGAGAGCCUAUUUGCCCCACCCCACCUCUUCAGUGCUGGCUAAGAUUGCUUUGCCCUGCUCUCGGACAGAGACAGAAGGGGGAAGAAUUAACGUUUAAAAAUAAAGCCUUUUAUGGGCUACCCUCACACAUCCAGCGGUUCGCCGAGGGACUCGCGCAAACAGCGUGGAGGAAUGUGAGCGCGCGCGCGGAUCAGUCUCACCGGCCUUCUGCACGUGCGCGAGAGGUGCAGCUCCGAACGCUGAACCCGAAGCUGAGGCUGUCAGCGCCGAGGUUAAACAGUCGCGAGAUAUGUGGAAAAAACGAUAGAUUUCUCUCGUUCGGUCGUUUUAGCGUGUUGGGAUUGUGACCGCGACUGUUUGGGUUUGUUUUUGUUCAGUUGAGGGGAGCUUCGAAGCGAAAGGAAGGACGUACGCUGAAUCUCAGGAGAAGCUUACUAACGAAGGCCCCUUGGAUUGGAGGGGGGGCAGUAGCCAUCGCAGAAACGGGCGAAAUGAGGAAAGAUUGAAUUAUUUCCACAGACAAAAGACAAUAUACGGAUUUACGUCUUCUACAAAACACAGGACAUGUUUUGAGAUUUUCGGAUUCUGGGUGGGAAGCUAGAACAGCACGAAAAGGAUAGUUGCAGCUAAAUAAUUUUCGCUGGUCUUGCUAGCCAGCUAGCUAGGCUACACGGCUGCCUCUGUGUGGAUCAGGGCUACAAGUAGGAAACGAGGGCCUUGUUAUGGUGAAAUGGUUAAAACCCAACAAGACCCGUGUGUAUGUGUUUCAGUGUGUUUGAGGAAUUGGUAACGAGUUGUUGUUUUAUUUUUCACUCAGUACGUUAGGUAAAUCCGUUUCGUGACAUGAACUCGUCUUUUCUUCGGCUCUUCGUUGGAAAGUUGAGGGUGGAGGCCUCGAGUGAUCAAUGGAUGGAUAUUAAGCUUCUUUAGCUGUCUAGGACGUGAGCAUUAGCUUGUAAAUCGAGCAUAUUUAAGCGAACAUUUGUUACCGAUCGCUUUUCUAAAAUUCAGACUCCUCUUUACCCUUUCACCCAGAGCUAUGAAAACACGCAUAAUGAACUCGUUAGUCAUACAUCAAUGUCAUGGCUGAAAUGGUCAUUGAGGUAGGCUAUAGGUUACAUUGCGACCACUUCAAAGAUGUGUAGCCUACAUGUCCUGGGCAGUUCGAGUAAUAUCGUGGAUCGAGCACAAAUAGAAUAAGCUUUGUUCGUGUGUUUAUUUUUUGUCACAUUUCCUCUGGACCUACUCUUUCGCGGGAAAGAUGGGCUGCUUGGGCAACAGCAAGACCGAGGAUCAGAGGAACGAAGAGAAGGCGCAACGGGAAGCAAACAAGAAAAUCGAGAAACAGCUUCAGAAAGACAAACAGAUCUACAGGGCCACGCACCGACUGCUACUUUUGGGUGCUGGGGAGUCUGGGAAGAGCACUAUUGUUAAGCAGAUGCGGAUUUUGCAUGUUAAUGGCUUCAAUGCUGAAGAGAAGAAACAGAAGGUUCAAGACAUUAAGAACAACAUUAAAGAGGCCAUAGAGACUAUAGUUGCUGCUAUGAGUACUCUUGCUCCACCCGUCCAGGUCGCCUGUCCAGAAAACCAACGGCGAAUUGAAUACAUCACCAACUUACCUAAUCAGAAGAACUUUGAGUUCACAUCUGAGUUUUAUGAAAAUACAAAAAGGCUAUGGCAGGAUGAUGGAGUGAAGGCCUGUUACGAGCGCUCCAAUGAGUAUCAGCUGAUUGACUGUGCACAGUACUUUUUAGACAAAAUCGACAUUGUGCAGCAGAGUGACUACACACCAUCUGACCAGGACCUGCUCAGAUGCAGAGUUCUGACCUCCGGUAUUUUUGAGACAAGGUUCCAGGUGGACAAAGUCAACUUCCACAUGUUUGAUGUAGGUGGGCAGAGAGAUGAGCGUCGGAAGUGGAUCCAGUGUUUUAAUGACGUAACUGCCAUCAUCUUUGUAGUGGCCAGCAGUAGCUAUAACAUGGUCAUCCGAGAAGACAAUCAAACCAACCGCCUCCAAGAAGCACUUAAUCUCUUCAAAAACAUCUGGAACAACAGAUGGUUGCGGACCAUCUCUGUAAUUCUCUUCCUGAAUAAGCAGGACCUCCUAGCUGAAAAGGUCAUGGCGGGAAAAUCAAAAAUCGAGGAAUAUUUUCCUGAGUUUGCUCGCUACACCACACCAGAUGAUGCAACCCCCGAGCCAGGAGAGGAUCCGCGAGUCACAAGGGCGAAAUAUUUCAUCCGGGACGAAUUCCUGAGGAUCAGCACAGCAAGCGGUGAUGGCCGCCACUAUUGUUAUCCACACUUCACGUGCGCAGUGGACACGGAGAACAUUCGCCGCGUCUUCAACGACUGCCGAGACAUCAUCCAGAGAAUGCAUCUCCGCCAGUAUGAGCUCUUGUGAUCGGCCGAGCUUCAGAGGCAAACUUUUAAAGAGACUGACUUUUGAAAAUCUUGUGUUUUCGGCGGAGUUUGAGAGUGAUGGAUCGUCUAAGAGCUGUGGGCUUCAGGCCCUUUACACCACAUAAACACACACACACACACACACUUUUAUCAUGCUGUUGAGGACCAAAUAUCAUGCCUUAUCCAUUUGAAGCAGCAGCCCCAUUUCAAGGCAGUUAACUGCACACACAUACAUACACUGACUGAGACGUAAAAGUUUAUUUAAAAGUCAAGUUAUAUGAUCAUUUGCAUAAGUAGAUGAUACACAGACGUAUCUAAAAUUGCUCAACCUGACAAAAGUUGUACUCCUACAAACACAUAGCUUACAGUUUCUAGUUUUGCUUCUUGUGUCAGCUCACCCACACAUCAGUGUGUGUGCCACAACACACACGCCCCACACAUACACACACACACACACACACACACACACACACACACAACGCUGACCCUGGCAGUACCUGACAGUCUUGAGCUGAUUUGUGAUGGCCCCACUGCUGGACCUGAAUCACAGGACUGUGCUUGACUGUUGAGUUUUCAGUUGGCUGGAUCAGCUUUAUUUGCCAUCCCUUGACCUCUCUUAUGGAGAGAAGGAUGAUUUCCUCACCAAUGCUAGAAGAGCAGGACAGGCCGCAGUGAAGAUGGACACUUGAGAUGCAACCUUGUCACGUGACUUGCUAACUGCUUUCGGAAUGAUAAACUUGAACGAUCGCAACUCUCCACUCCGCAUCCCCACUCCCUUCUUUGAUCUACUAAUUUAAUGCAAAUAAUUUGAUUGAGAGCACUCUUGCUUUUGGGGGGAGAACACACACACAUACACACACACACACACACACACACACACACAAAACAGGUAAAGAUGACUCUUGCCAAUGGAAUACUGCUCCCCUCUACUGUAUUUCCUAUUGGUCACUCUUGCCAUCUUCCCAGUCCAACUUUUCCUGUUCUCCUGCUCUCUCUUCCCCCUCCAACCCUCUAUUUUAUUGCUGGACUAUUAUUCUUGUACAGACUGCAAAAUGUAUUAUUUUGUACUUUACUGAAAAAAAGACUUGUAGAAGUUCCUGUGCCUUGAUCACAACACUGCGUGUAAAAAGAAAAAAGAGCUAAAGGCGUAAGGUAUGUCUGCGCUGUAUUGCUUAGCCUCUUAGCCACCCUUCCAACCAAUCAGUUGAGCCUCUUUGUUGCUCUUUCUCUUUCUGUCUCUCUCUCUCUCUCUCUCUCUCUCUCGCUCUCUCUCUCUUUCAUGCCUCUGCUUCUCCCAUGUUGUGUUAUUCCAGAUUGCUUUACAUCCACAUGCCCCCCCUUCCUGAAGAGAGAAAUAAUAAUUAGAACAAGUAUGGAUGUAAAAACAAACAGCUUCUUGGUUUUUAAUUGAAUCAAGGAAAUUUGACAUCAAUGCACUUCAUGUUUUGUGCAUUACUGCAAUUGCAAUCCUGUAUCCAGGGGACUGGAAAAUGACCUUACUGUUUUAUUUCAGUUUUAGCUUUAAGGUUAAAAGGUGGUGGGGGAGGGAGGUGGCUAUCCAAAUGCAAAACCUGGCUUGUUUCUACAUUAUUCCAUUUUUCCUAACUAAAGAAGAAGCCAAAAUAGUUCUGUUUUGAGUCAUUCUUGGCUGUGUCUCAAGGAAAUCAUGACAUAAAAAGAGGAUUCACAUUA